ACAUACACACCCACACCACCACGACGAGGGGCAGAAGGCGGAACUUCCGUGCACAUCUAUGCAUCUUUGCCUCUGCCGGUCGUACGUAUACAAACAUGCAUAUGUAGAGCUCACCAUUCAUGUACAGCCUAAUGAUAUAGGCCUAUUACUGAGCUCGCCAUUUUGUUUAAGGAGUCAUUCUGGUACACUUGCUCUCUGGCUUAAAACUCCGGCGUUGGAACCUGUCUCAUCACGGUAGAUGAAACACUAAGGUGUGAUCAUGGCCACAUCAAGUGUGUUACGGACCACAGACGACUUCGACCCCCAAAAAGUAGGGGAUUGGUGUGAUCGGAAUUCUGUCCAUGACUUGUCCAACGAAGUCCGGAAGGGAGACCUUUUGGAGUUUGACUGCAAGAAGCCCUUCGGCUGGGCUGUAUGUACUUCUCGAUCGGAAGAUAACGUGCAAGUCGUCUUCUACUCCUCCUUCGAAAAACUUUCCGAUGGCACGUUGGUCACGGUGCUCGACACCCGUCGCGUGCGAAUCAACAACGCUAUAGUCCACCUUCAAAGCCUGUCAGAUUACAACGGCUUGGAGAACAACAGGCUGCAGGUCAUCUCCCACUUCCUUGGCAACAGGUCACUGAAUGACUUUAUAUUUAACCGGAUAAACAAUUGUGAACGUUGGGCUGAUACCUCCGUGGUAGAGGUCCUAGUAGUUUUGGCACGAGUACUGUUAUCGUCCCUGGAGUUAAUAUUAGAUUUUGCAAGGAGUCAUCUGCCACAUCAGCAGACCGACGUCGGGAACAUCGGAGAAAAGACCACAUGGUACAGUAAGGACCAGAUCGAUGACUUGAUGUCCGCUGUGUGCUUUGGUGACAGGCUGCAGUACGAUCGCAAAGGACCCUACAGGCACUGGGGCGUGUGCAUUGGUCGAUUGGGAGGCGAACUGCUGACUCUUCACUUCUCUCCUCGCGGAACUGGGCUGAAGUUUGCGACGAAGAAGGUCUCCAGUAGCGCGUCGUAUGCCAAAGACAGCCCCCAGUUCCGUGUAGACGCAGCCGGGAGACCCAUCAGAACCGUGGGGUGAGGAUCAAUAAUAAAAAAGACACCGAAUUCCAACCGCUAGAGGCGGGAGCCAUCCUCCACGAAGUCCUAUCCCAUCUGCUUAGGAAAAUCCUUUUCGACAAGCCCAAGUUCAGUACCUUCAGUAACAACUGCGAGCACUUCGCGAACGAAUGUCGAUACUCCGAGCACCACAGUGAUCAAGUACCAGCACCUGGAGAUUGCUACCGUAACAUUUUGAAGAACUUGAAGCGCCUCGUCCUGCGGGAUUCGCCUGAAACUCAGUGACGACAGCUGGAGUUGUGGAGAUGCUGAGAAACUCAUACAACUUAAAAGCUUUGUAUGAUUAGAACUGUGGGGGACGGUUUUCAAAGUGGGGGGGGGGACUGGAGUACUUAUAUCCAAAGGCGGCAACUUUUUUGCUAUUAAUUAAAGGUCAUAUCAGUUUCAUCUAUGCUUCUGUUCUUUCUGAACUUCACCGAGAAUCAUCGGUAAGCCGUUUAUACAGCCUAAAUCAAAGCUUUGAUAAAACACCUGAACUUCAGAAAUCGAAACCUCUCACAUUAUUUUUAAAAGACUCAUUGCUUGUGCUAUAGAAGAUGGAUCUGGGGCUAGGGCCUAUACGUUGAACUGGAUUGUCCCAAGUCAGGGUUGUCACGUCGAAAUAAAUGAGCCUGGUGCUGACCUUACAGUCGAAGUAGAAGUAUGAAAAACGCCCAAGACUGAUAAUACCAUACAGCUUAAUAUCUCGAAGCAGUUCCAUUUAUCUGCGGCACAGGAUUAAGACUAAAAGAACGGGUUUUUUUCAGGAGUUGAACCUUUAAGACUCAAUUUUUAGACUGGGUAACUCUUUGCGGUCAUUUUGACACCAUUUUUGCAAAACUCGAACAUACCGCUCUUGCUCAGGGCGCUUUUGCCCGAGACGGGUCAGCCAAAAAUGUAUACAUUUUUCCGCUGGUACUCAUGAACUUCAGAUGACCGUAACAAAACCCAUACGUUCGAUGGAUUUCAAACUUCACAAUUCACAGUUGUGAUGAUUAGUGCCUGAACAUACUUGCCGUCUUUCCAAAAAAAUCGGGCGUGGCACAGCUGAAUGGGGGGGGGCAGAAUCCGCCCCAGCUGCAUGUUAGAUGGGAUCUUUUAGGGUUAAUGCUAAUUUGGCACUUAGCUUGUGAUGUGAUGUUAGUGAAACUCAACCGGCCCUCUAAGAAUGUUAUUUCAAUGAAACAAGGUUAUCUAAAAAAUGACGACAAUUAUUCAGUAUAAUCAUAUGAGUAGGCGUAUAGGGCCUAUCCCAAGGCUACAUAGCGUACUGAUAAUCCCGAAUGAAUAAGCUAUUGCGCCCACUAUUUUGCAUAUAAGUAGUUACCGAACUGGUACUUUAAGUACUUGUGUCCCAACAUGUAACACACACGAGUGACACAAUUGCGAAGAGGUUCUCGAAACGUUAUAGUCUUGGUAGACUAUUUUUAUUCUGUAUCCGUGGCAAAGGCCAAAGUCUUCUUUAAAUUGGUGUGGAUUCUGAGUCAAUCAGCGGUUCGUUUUGGAUUCAGUACUUUCAAAUCAAUUAAGGGCGCUGCUUUUGCAUCGGAAUUCUGUGGGACUUUUCAUAACCCGAGCAAAUAACUGUGUAGAUGAAUAACAAAGACAUGGAAUGAUACAAUAUGCUGUCUGUUUGAAUGUAUUUUGUAAUAUUUUAAAUAGGCUGAGAAGCACAUUUGUAAAGUAUGGAUUUACUACAAGAUAAGGUGAAAUUUAACCACAUUUGUAAAGUAUAGAUUUACUACUAGAUAAGGUGAAAUGUCAAUGUGAAGCAGCAUGACGCCUUUGUGAAUUUAUAUUCACAUGCCUGGACACUAAUUAAAUGCGAUUGUUAAGCAAAACUUUCGAGUAUCUGUUAUUCGUUUCCAAGCUUUUCCAGUUAAAUUCUCUCUAAACUAGCCUUUGCAUGGCAAUGAAUGCAUUGUCUACGGGCUAAAGCUAUGUAUAUGAAGCUAAAAUGCUCUUUAUUAAU
This is a messenger RNA of Acanthaster planci (crown-of-thorns starfish), 3055 nucleotides long. RefSeq lists its product as uncharacterized. Gene Ontology annotation, biological process: N-acylphosphatidylethanolamine metabolic process. NCBI's taxonomy places the organism in Eukaryota, Metazoa, Echinodermata, Asteroidea, Valvatida, Acanthasteridae. Gene Ontology annotation, molecular function: glycerophospholipid phospholipase A1 activity; A2-type glycerophospholipase activity. Gene Ontology annotation, cellular component: cytoplasm. The record is from RefSeq and is a predicted model, not a curated record.